GAGCAGCAUUUAAAUCUGCGUAGGACAGUCCACCCUUCUACACAGCACAGAUUUCAGACACAGAGAAUAUCUACGUACCAUCAUGGAGGUCUCUCUCUACUCAAACAUUAUCUUAAUGAUCUCAAUGAUCGGCUUUGCUGCAGAAUCUGGAGGUGUCCCAAUCUGGUCUUCAAAGCAACAAGUUACAGCCGGUGAAGGGGGCACUGCCGUCCUGUCUUGCCACUUCUCACCUGAAAAGUUGAUGGAUAAUCUCACAGUGGUUUGGGUGAAGAGAACAGCAGGAGCGGAGGAUGCUGUGGUACAUGCCCAGGGCUCGCAGAAAACAUUUCACAAUCAGAGUGCAGCUUAUUCAAACAGGACUGCAAUGGACAAGGACUGGUUCCAGCGCAACGAUACUACUCUGAACGUGCACAGGAUUAGAGCGAUGGAUGCUGGGGAGUACAGCUGCUGGAUAUUACAGCCUCCACCAAGUCUAUUAACUGCCUACAAAUGCUGCACGGUCAGACUGUCUGUGGAGUGGAAAGAUGACCUGAAGCAACUUAUUGUGGCCUGGAGCCUUUACCUCCUUUCCAUCGCUCUCUGCAUUUUCUUCCUGAAUAGUUGCAGACGGCAGAAAGCAGCCCCUGAUAGGAUCCAUGAACCACCUGCAGAUCUGCCAGCUUGCUACAGUAUAUGUUCUAUAAUCAAAAGAAAGUGUGAUGCGGCCGCGGCCGUAGUAACGAGCGGCUUUGAAGGGAUUAAAGUCGGCAUCCCAGGUGUUCUAGGGCAGUGGAGGGGUUAAAGGGAACCGGUCACCAUGAAAAUGCAAUGUGAGCUACAGGCAUGGUGUUAUAGAACAGGAGGAGCUGAGCAGAUUGAUAUUUAGUGGGAAAUAAUUCAGUAUAAUUGUA
Molecule: messenger RNA, 890 nt
Organism: Bufo bufo (common toad)
Lineage: Eukaryota; Metazoa; Chordata; Amphibia; Anura; Bufonidae
Exons: 3
Coding region: 83-781 (232 amino acids)
Source: RefSeq, a predicted model, not a curated record